AUGGCCGCCUGUUUAAUUAGUAAUCGCCUAUUUCGUCGACGACAGGAAUCAGCGACAAGCGGUAUUCAAGCUUGGGUGGAAUACGACGCCGUUCUCAAGCGUGUCGAUGUAACCGUCUCCCCCGCCGGCAAUCGCAAGCCAACCACUCCCCUGCUUUCCGAAUCCCUGGAUCUAACCCCCGUCGUCAGGGAACUCAUGUACGUCGGCUUCUCGGCGUCGAUCGGGGAGAAAGCGAGCGCGCACUACAUCCUCGGGUGGAGCUUCUCGGCGAAUGGAGACCCAGCCCCGCCGCUCAACAUCUCCGUGCUCCCCUCGCCGCCGCCGGCGGAGAAAUCCCCGUAG
Molecule: messenger RNA, 342 nt
Organism: Linum trigynum
Lineage: Eukaryota; Viridiplantae; Streptophyta; Magnoliopsida; Malpighiales; Linaceae
Source: the annotation of a GenBank genome assembly